AUGAGCAGAUUCUCGGGCAAGCCAGUCAAAAAGGUUGGUCUAGGCCAAACGACUGUCAAAAGGCCCAUUUUAUCCGGUGCAAAACAGCGAGUUCCCAUCAAUCCGGUUCCUUCUUGGCCAGAGACAACGGUCAGCUCCAUAGGACCUACUACUUCUUUUGUCAAUAAUAUUAGUAUUGGUGGUGGAGAUGAUAAAUCGACCACUUAUCCGGUUGUGCCACUAAUGCAGAUAUGGAGCAGCUUAGAAGACCGUCUGCGUGCCGACCUGGAUGCUGCCGAGGCUUGGUCGUCAGAUGGCGAUAGCGUUUCUUCAAGUAGUGGUGACGAGCAGCUAGGCGCCAGGCCGGUCAUCAGUCCCCAUGCGUCGCCGCCAGAUAAUGAUGAUCACGAUCCUAAUGAUGUAACCAGCUACGAGGAGCCUGAAAAUGACGAGAUGGAAGCGAGAGAAGAAAACGAUAAGUAUAAGUCAUGCUAUUUUACCACUGGAGUGACUCCUUCACCGGCUCCUAAAUCAAUAUUAUCUCAUAUUUGCGCUACUCAAAAGAAAUUAACAAUCAGUCAAACAACCGAGCAGGAUUCUGAGGAAGAGCAGGGUACCGGAUCUAAAGGAGAUGGCAAAGUUCGGCUUUCUAUAUUGAACGGUGGUUCUUUGAAUAGACAACGCAACUCCGCCCAUUUGUUGAGGUGA
This is a messenger RNA of Protopolystoma xenopodis, 687 nucleotides long. Lineage: Eukaryota; Metazoa; Platyhelminthes; Monogenea; Polystomatidea; Polystomatidae. The record is from the annotation of a GenBank genome assembly.